Messenger RNA from Motacilla alba alba, 2318 nucleotides. Its product is annotated as fatty acyl-CoA hydrolase precursor, medium chain-like. The transcript is spliced from 14 exons. NCBI's taxonomy places the organism in Eukaryota, Metazoa, Chordata, Aves, Passeriformes, Motacillidae. Bases 39 to 1754 code for a protein of 571 amino acids. The record is from RefSeq and is a predicted model, not a curated record.
AUAAAGGCCCGGCCUGCGGGCUCGGUGCCAGUGGCACCAUGGCAGCUGCGAGGGACACGGCGCUGCUGGCCUGCAUCCUCUUCCUCGGGGGCACGGCGCUGGUGGCCACAGAACAACCAGAAGCAGAGACCAAAUACGGGAGAGUGCGAGGGUUCCAAUUCAAAGUGGACACAGCUGACAGGACUGUAAAUGUCUUUUUGGGACUUCCUUUUGCUAAGCCUCCAGUUGGAUCACUGAGGUUUUCUGAACCCCAGCCACCUGAGCCAUGGGAAGGUGUCAGAGAUGCCACUUCCUACCCACCAAUGUGUCUACAGGACCAAGUACAAGGACAGUAUUUUUCAGACAUGAUUACCAACAGAAAAGAGAAAGUUCCUCUGCAAGUGUCUGAGGAUUGCUUGUACCUAAAUGUGUACUCACCCGUUUCUACAGGAAAAAAGGAGAAGCUGCCUGUCUUAGUAUGGAUUCAUGGAGGUGGAUUAGUUUUUGGAGCAGGUUCAUCAUAUGAUGGCUCAGCAUUAGCAGCCUUUGACAACGUGGUGGUUGUAACAAUUCAGUACAGACUAGGUAUUGCUGGAUAUUUUAGCACUGGUGAUGAGCAUGCCCGAGGUAACUGGGGAUAUUUUGACCAAGUGGCUGCUCUUCGGUGGAUUCAGGAAAAUAUCAUGCAUUUUGGAGGAGAUCCAGGAUCUGUCACUAUCUUUGGAGAAUCUGCAGGGGGAAUCAGUGUUUCCGCUCUUGUCUUAUCUCCCCUGGCCAAGGGCUUGUUCCACAAGGCCAUUUCAGAGAGUGGCACUGCAGCCCUGGGCUUGUUCACUGACCAGCCUAAGGAGGAUGCACAAAAAAUUGCUGCUGUCUCUGGCUGUGACAAAUCCAGUUCAGCUGCAAUGGUUGAAUGCUUGAGAGGAAAAACAGAAGAAGAACUUAUACAGAUAACGCUGAAAAUGGACAUGUCAGCACUGCAGAUCUGCAAUGACACCUCGCCUGAAAAGUGGAAACAGGAUUUCUUUUUCAUCAGUGCAUGUGCAGAUGGUGUAUUUUUUCCAAAGAGUCCCAGGGAAUUACUAUCUGAAAAAUCAAUCAAUGAGGUCCCAUACAUCAUAGGAGUAAAUAACUGGGAAUUUGGAUGGGUACUUCCUACGAUGAUGAAAUAUCCUCCUUUCGCUGAUGGUCUGGAUAAAGAUGUCGCACGUCAAAUUUUACAGAGCAACUUGGCAUUAUUCAUUAAGGGCCUUACGUCCGAAGUUGUUGACAGAGUGUACAAGGAGUACAUGGGGGCUGCAGAAAGCCCUGCUCAGGUCCGAGAUGGCCUCCUGGAUGCAAUGGGAGAUGUCUACUUUGUCAGCUCAGCUGUGGAAGUGGCCAGAUACCACAGAGAUGCUGGCAACCCAGUGUACUUUUAUGAAUUCCAACAUCGGCCGAGUUCAGUGGAAGGUUUGGUACCAGAGUUUGUAAAAGCAGAUCAUGGAGCUGAGAUUGCCUUUGUCUUUGGAAAGCCAUUCUUAGCUGGAGGUGCUACAAAAGAAGAAAAUGAACUUAGCAGAACUGUUAUGAGAUACUGGACCAACUUUGCUAAAAAUGGAAAUCCCAACGGAGAGGGCUUGGUCCAUUGGCCUCAGUAUGACCUGGAGGAAAAAUACCUGGGAAUAGACGUGGAGCAAAAGGCAGCAGAGAAACUGAAAGAACACAGAGUGGAGUUUUGGGCACAGCUCAUGAAACAAAGUCAGACUGGACGGAGAAAACACACAGAUUUAUAAGAGCCGUGGAGGGUACAGUUUGCUUUUUAAAGCCAAAGGAAAGUCAAACAAAAUGAGUUUGGCAGCAUACAGAGUAAUAAUCACCUUCUAACUCACUGUUGUGUAAUCUGCUGUCCUAAUCACAGUGAAGGGAGAGAAACAAGGCCCAUUCCGCAUGUUUGUCAGACUGAAAAUCACUAUUUAAUGAAGCAGGAAGAAAAGAAAACCCCACCAUCUUUCCAGGUCCAGACAGACCAUGGCACCUACUCAGUGCAUACCAAAACUGAAUACUGAGGUGGGAAUGGGCAAAUGAACUGAAAUCUCUAAGAAAUGAUCUCUACAGAGUAUACCAUAAGUGUCAGACUAUGUUAUAUGCUUCUUCCCUUCUUCUUUCAGAAGAGCCUGGUCAGUUGUCCUUCCUAGAGACUCCUUCUGCUUUCCUUAACUGGAAAUAGCUUGUAGGCAGCAGAGCAUCCCUCACACUAGGUCUGUGAGGUGGGCUUGACAUCUCAAAGAAGAGGGCAGAAAACCUCUACUUGUUUUAUUGGUUUGUGAAUUGUUAUGAUUAAAUGUUGCUUUGAUUUU